This is a messenger RNA of Echinops telfairi (small Madagascar hedgehog), 6634 nucleotides long. It is a transcript of the gene FXR2, whose product is annotated as FMR1 autosomal homolog 2. The transcript is spliced from 16 exons. Gene Ontology annotation, biological process: regulation of dendrite morphogenesis; regulation of modification of synaptic structure; regulation of mRNA stability. The record is from RefSeq and is a predicted model, not a curated record. The coding region runs from base 4314 to 6020 and encodes 568 amino acids. Gene Ontology annotation, molecular function: protein homodimerization activity; mRNA 3'-UTR binding; translation regulator activity. Lineage: Eukaryota; Metazoa; Chordata; Mammalia; Afrosoricida; Tenrecidae. Gene Ontology annotation, cellular component: neuronal ribonucleoprotein granule; growth cone; membrane.
UCCUGAUUCCAGCCCCAGGCGUUCAUUCCACCUUGAGGCGCUGGGGAAUGGAGAUCUUUUCUUGGCAUCACUUUCCCAAAGAGCCCCCCUUUCCUUCAUGUUCAGUCAAGGUUUCUUUUGUUUGUUUGUUUUCUCCCCAUCCACAGUAGGUUUCUCUACCUUCAUGCCCUUGGAAAUGACUUUUUCCACCUCCUCUGUGAUGUCCUGUCUUUAAGCUGGAAAGGGUCUUUCAUAUUUGCCAUUGGAAUGAUUGGUUUCUGCUCCAGCUUCAAUUGACAAGUGCAACCACUCUACGUGACUGUCUCAUUUUUGCCCUACCUCUUCCUUGGAUUUCUGUUAAUGCCUAGUAACUGUAGCGACCCCCUCUUUGCCUAUCUUAGCCACUUGAUUUGAAUUUUUGGUUUUUAUCAUAAGGUUUUGAGGUCCUGUGGUAUUCUGAGGCACCACCUUACUCUAUCAUAUCUAGCUAGCUAAAAGAUGCUCCAGCUGAUCUGAUCUGACUACUCUAUUAUAUCUAGCUAGCUAAAAGAUGCUCCAGCUGAUCUGACUACUCUAUCAUAUCUAGCUAGCUAAAAGAUGCUCCAGCUGAUCUGACUUUUUUUCCUCCUGCAUAUUUCCCUACUCUUGGGGGACAUUUUCUUCAAGCUUGGCCCAUAGCAUUUCUGUUUUCAUUGGCAAAAAAUCUUAAUUCCUUUCUGGUUUUGAUGGAGCAUUCUUGUCUCUCAUAUUCUUUCCCCAAAAUUGGUAUUACCUUUGUUGAAAUGUUCUUCCUCAUAAGAUAUUAGCCUUGUUUCCCUUAGCCCUUCAUCUAGGCCCACCCAGCCCUCAGAUUCUCAGAUCUAAGAGAAGUGAUUCUUAAAAUGAGUCUGAGAUCAAGAUAGGAAGAGUGGGAGCCAAGCAUACCUGGGAAAGAUGAAAUCUCCAGGUCAGAUUCACUGUGUGAUCCUGUUGGGAAGGGUGAUGCUUGCCACAGAAGUAUCUUAACAGAUUUGGAGUUUUUUUAUUUCUUCUGUGGGCUAUGGCAAAGAUAGACUUUUGACUGAAUUGGGGAUAGGAUACUUUGUCUUAGAGAGUAGAAUUGGAGUUGAGCUAAAAGCUGGGUUAUGUGGAUUUUGUCUUGUCUAGCCUUUCUGUCCCAUGCCUUGGUUAAAGACAACAAAUUCCUAAAUUCUCAUUAAUCUUCUCGAUUCUCGGUGCCAUAUAGAUACUCAGCCUUUUUGACUUUGCUGUUGAUUUAAUAUUCAUGACUCAGCACGGUUAAGUGUUGGUCAAGGAAUAUUUGUAUUGUUUCUAGAGCUAUACAUUUGUGGAGGUCUCUUUCUCUCAGAAUCGAGAGCUUUGAUUUUCUUUUGAGAUUGAACGGUAAAAAUCAGAUCUAGGAUUUUUGUUCUGUCAGAACUUAAGUGUAUUUUAUUGUUUUAAAGUUUGUAAUAAAAAAAAAUAAUAAAGUCUGUAAUCAUCAGAUUAAAAAACCUGUUCACCUUCUAGGGCACAAUGAUCCACCUUUUCAGAUCUUGCCUUGAUAUCUUAACUUCCUUUUUUAAAAAAGUAUAUCAUCUCAAAUUUCAACCCAUGAUUUUUACCAAAAUUCUACCUACUUUUCUCUAGAAUCUCCUCCUUUAAAAAAAUUAUACUGUGGUGAAGUGGGUGUUUGCAUUUUCCCUUUUUUCUUUUGAGACCUAAGGACAAGAAUCAGAAUAUAAGCUGAAACACGGGGACUAAUUUUGUGUCUCUUAAUUUGAAGAAUUGAAGUACCAAAUGAAAGGAACCUAGAACUCUCCUCUCUCCCUGGUCCUUCCCUGACCACAAACUAAGUCACCCUCUGGGUCGCCCCAGUCUCUGACUUUCUAACAGAUGCCCUCCUUGCCUGCUCCUUCUCAAUGAGCAUGGACUGAGCAGAACCAGGAACUCACUUCCCACCACUGGCAUGCUUGGAGGCAAAACUAGUGUCUGGGGUGAUGUAGGUGGAAUUAGGAAACAGUGACUAGAUUGGAAUAUGAAGGUGGAGUGGGAGCCCUUCUGGGAGAAUAUUUGAAAGUAAAAGAUGCUGGGAGGUAUCAUGACAAGUGAGAGAUGCCAGGCUUGUGGCUUUCUUCUGAGCCCUUCAUUCUUGCCUUACUGGAAAAAGCCAGGGUAACAUUGAUAUCUCAUCUGGAGGGCCACCUUUAGGAUUGAGAGACUAGGAUUAAACCUUUUGUGAACUAGUGUGUUUUAGGAGUGGGUGACAUUAUGAAAGUGUCAGACAAGUGCUGCUCUUCUCCAUCUGUCUCUCUUCCACUUCUGUCGCAUCUCCAAAAUGUUUUCAGAGUACCUAACUCUUGAUAAACUAUUGCUAAAGGUUCGAGACAGACGUUUGGGGGAAAGAAUUGGAUCAGGUCAGAAUGAAGAAGCUGCUUCUUGAAUUGUUCGUAGACAUCCAGCAGAUCCUUAGAAAGAAGAGAGAAGGGAUAGAGGAUUAGUAGUUGUGAAAGGAGGAAAUGAAAGGGAAGAACUCAUGCAAAAGGGGACUUGGGCAAAUAGUGAGUCUUACGUUUCAGGAGUCUUGAGUGGAAACAGCAGGGAUGGGUACAGAGAAGAGGAUGGCAGAGAGAUAAAGUGUUUUUCACUCCCAAGCUCAGUUUUUAUCCCUCACUGCAAAGCUUAAGAAUCGUUCCAGGGUAUUGAGACCUUUAAUAUUCUCAAAGACAGCUUAUUGAAGUGUAAAUGACACGCAGUGAGGACACUAUGGAAAGUUUUGAUAGGGGUAUGGGAUGGAGGGACCAUUGCUGCAGUUAAGGUAAUGGUCUUUUCCUCACCAGGCACUGAUCUACUUUGUUGCAGUACAUUGUUUGCACUGCCUGAUUGUUGACAAAGGUGAAACAUUCUUUAGCGAAGAAAGAAUAGUCUUCCACAAAUGCCCACAGCCAUCCAGUUGAUUUCCAAUUCAGCAACCUGGUAGGACAGAGUAGAACUGCCCCUUGGGAAUUCUGAGACUGCAAAACCUUUUUGGGAGCAGAAAACUUAAAACAACACUGUAAAAACUGGAUACCGGUUUAUAAAAAUAAACUUCUAUUCUUCUCACCGUAUAAAAAUAUACAAAAUUCAACUCAAAAUGGGUCCUAGACCUAAGUGUGGAACAAAACGCUAAUAAUUCUAGAAGAAAACAGAGGCAAAGACCUUUGUGGACUUGCAUUAGCCACCAAUUUCUUAGAUUGGAAACCAAGAGCAUAAUCCACAAAAACAAAUUAAUUGUACUUUACCAAAAUUAGAAAGCUUUCGUUUUAAGUGUGUGAAAACUGGGAAAGGUGGAAGAAUUGGGAGAAUUGGGUUGAACAGUUAAGCCUCUGUGGAGAAGCUGGCUCAGCUCUGUUACCAUUCUUAUUCUUCCUUUGUCACAGCCUCAAGAUUGGGGUCUCCUAUGCAUUUUAUUUUCUCAGCAUUUUCCAGCACACAGAUUAUCUGGCAUCUCAAGUCCUCGUUUUUCCUUCUGUAUACUGUUUAUAAUUUUGAACUUUGUUCUUGUAGGACUCAGGUGUGGGGCAGCAAGUUGUGCAGGUCCCUGGCUGAAUUGGGGAGCUAGACCCUUCUCUGUCCACUCCUGCUGUCCCCUAGGUGUUCUGGGACAGCCUCACACUGUCUCAUGGGAUAUUCUUAGCCUUGCCGAAUGCUGCUGGUAUUUUAAUUGAACUCUGGCAGGCUGCUCAGGACAACAGGAACAAGCUAGGGCGGCCCCUGUAGGAGUCCAGUACAUGCUCCAGUUUCCAGGGUGGUCUGAUGCAGGUGGUGCUUCCCCACGUACUUAAUUCUGUUUCUGGAAAUUUUUAUUCCUUUCACAUCUUUCCAUGCCAUUAUAAUUUCCAUGCCUUCUCUCUACCUCAACUUUGAUAUGGGGAGCUUCAAAAACUUCAUGGAAAAAUGGAAUCGGGGAUAGUGAAAUUUCUUCAUGAACUUUUUGAAGCCUUCCGGUAUUUCCACAACAUAGCUUUCUGGGCCCUGUCAUCAGAUUGUGUGUGCGCCCAUGUAAAACUCAAGUUUUCUAGACAUUCCCUUGAUAGCUGAAAUAAUGGUAAAUAAUUUGCUUUCUCCCCCCUCUCCUUUUUUUUUUUCUUUCACCCUAAAAUCCAUUCUAGGGCUUUGUGAAGGAUGUCCAUGAAGACUCUGUCACCAUUUUCUUUGAAAACAACUGGCAAAGUGAAAGACAAAUUCCUUUUGGGGAUGUCCGGCUACCACCUCCAGCUGACUAUAAUAAAGAGAUCACAGAAGGGGAUGAGGUAGAGGUUUAUUCUCGAGCCAACGAGCAGGAACCUUGUGGCUGGUGGCUGGCCCGGGUGCGGAUGAUGAAAGGAGAUUUCUAUGUUAUUGAAUAUGCUGCCUGUGAUGCUACUUACAACGAGAUUGUCACCCUGGAGCGGCUUCGGCCAGUCAAUCCCAGCCCUCUUGCAACCAAAGGCAGCUUCUUCAAGGUCACCAUGGCUGUUCCUGAGGAUCUGAGAGAGGCCUGCUCCAAUGAAAACGUCCAUAAAGAGUUUAAAAAAGCUUUGGGAGCUAACUGCAUCUUUCUGAACAUCACAAAUAGCGAGCUGUUUAUUUUGUCAACCACUGAAGCCCCCGUGAAGAGGGCAUCACUGCUGGGUGACAUGCAUUUUCGAAGCCUACGCACCAAAUUGCUGCUUAUGUCUCGUAAUGAAGAAGCUACAAAACACCUAGAGACAAGUAAGCAAUUGGCAGCAGCAUUCCAGGAGGAGUUCACAGUCCGAGAGGACCUGAUGGGCCUAGCAAUUGGGACUCAUGGUGCCAACAUCCAGCAGGCCCGAAAAGUACCCGGGGUGACCGCCAUUGAGCUGGGUGAAGAGACCUGCACUUUCCGCAUCUAUGGGGAGACUCCUGAGGCAUGCCGGCAGGCCCGAAGUUACCUUGAGUUUUCCGAGGACUCGGUGCAAGUGCCCAGGAACCUGGUUGGCAAAGUGAUUGGAAAGAAUGGGAAAGUGAUCCAGGAGAUUGUGGACAAAUCUGGUGUGGUGAGGGUCCGCGUUGAAGGGGAUAAUGACAAGAGGAACCCCAGAGAGGAGGGAAUGGUUCCCUUCAUAUUUGUUGGCACCCGAGAGAAUAUCAGCAAUGCUCAGGCUCUUCUGGAAUAUCACCUCUCCUACCUGCAGGAGGUGGAGCAGCUUCGUUUGGAGAGGCUACAAAUUGAUGAACAGCUUCGGCAGAUUGGUCUGGGUUUUCGCCCUCCUGGGAGUGGACGGGGCAGCGGUGGCAGUGACAAGGCUGGCUAUACCACUGAUGAGAGCUCUUCCUCUUCCCUCCACACAACUCGAACCUACGGGGGCAGUUAUGGGGGCCGUGGCCGUGGCCGGAGGACAGGCGGGCCUGUCUAUGGCCCGAGUUCAGACCCAUCCACAGCUUCUGAGACUGAGUCGGAGAAGAGAGAGGAGUCCAACCGAGCUGGACCUGGCGAUCGAGAUCCCCCAACCCGGGGAGAGGAGAGCCGGAGGCGGCCAAUUGGGGGUCGAGGUCGGGGACCUCCAUCUGCCCCCCGGCUCACCUCGAGAUAUAACUCUUCAUCCAUUAGCUCAGUGCUGAAGGAUCCCGACAGUAAUCCGUACAGCCUUUUGGACACAUCGGAACCCGAGCCCCCAGUUGAUUCCGAGCCUGGGGAACCACCCCCAGCAAGUGCCAGGCGACGCCGUUCCCGCCGCCGCCGCACUGAUGAAGACAGGACCGUCAUGGAUGGAGGCCUGGAAUCAGAUGGGGCCAGCAUGACAGAGAACGGCCUGGAAGAUGAGUCAAGACCCCAGCGUCGGAACCGAAGCCGCCGCCGUCGGAACCGUGGUAAUCGGACUGAUGGUUCUGUCAGUGGAGAUCGCCAGCCAGAGUCACAGAGCCGCCAGCGACCAGCCCUGGAACGGACUAAACCCUCGGAGGACUCGCUUUUAGGACAGAAGGGUGAUUCUGUCAGCAAACUCCCUAAGGGCCCCUCUGAGAAUGGGGAGCUCUCUGCCCCCAUGGAGUUGGGUAGUUUGGUGAAUGGGGUUUCAUAAAACCUCCAGCUCGCAUCCCUCCCGUCUCCAUUUCGCUUGCUGCCCAACACCAUGGCCCUCACAGGCCCGACUGACCUGCGCUGGAGCUACUCUUAUCUAGGGGGGUGGGGGGUGGCACAGCAGCUUGGGUACCCCCCUCCCCCCCAACCUCCAGGAGCUAGUGGAGGGAUGUGUAACAGGGUCAUACCCUCCUCCCUCUUGUCCACCCUCCCCCCUGGGUGAAGGGAGCCUCUCUCCUUCCCCAUCAGACUGGAUGUGCCUUUAUCCUCUAACGCCCCAAUCUCUCUGAACACCCCUAUUCUCUGCCUGUUGGUGGGGGGUGCUCCUUGACCCACCCAUAUGUGACAGUUCAGGGGGGUUCCCCUGCUAUCCCUCCUCCCAUCCUGUACCCCCCAUUUCUGGGGCCUCAUCACUGUGGAAGACGGGGAUAGUAAGGAUCUAAGUGGGUGGGAGGCAUGGGGAAGGUUUUGGAGUAGAACCAGGGGCGUGUAUGAAGGGGGGUGACAAGGUCCCCUAGGGGGAGGGGGGGAACUAACCUUGUCUGGUGGUUGAGAAGGCGUAUUUAUUUUUCACUGUACAGUAUUUAAAAAGAGAAUAAAAAAAAUCCAAACGGC